AGAUACCAGAGAAGGCGCAGGAGGAGCCGCAGAGACGGUUUGGUGACCGUAUUAACUCCCUUCGUCGACGACGGCUGAUCCGUCAGGCCUCGACCUCCUCCAGGCUUCCUGUUGACGAACCCUUCCCUGUGCAGUUGGACGCGGAGUUCCUGUCGCUGGUGGAGAGGUCUGAGCGGAGGAGACGGUCGUUGGACGGGUCCCAGGUCCACCACCACAACCACCUGCACCACGACAAGUCCUGCACCAUCCUCGGCGUCAAGUACAACCUCGGAGAGGUCAUAGGUGUGGCCUCAGAUGUGUGUAUGGAGUGUCGGUGCGCGGCGGGCAAGAUGUUCUGCUCUCCCAAGUGUUGCUUCCUGCCCUCGCCCCUCCACCUCACCGAGAGACACCAGCUAGCCUUCGCCAGGAGGCAGCCAGACCCCUCCCGGCCUCAUCCGUUGUCGUACGUCAGGAACCAGUACGAGGAGGACGACGUACUCUCCUGGCUCUGAUCCCUCCUGCCAGCGAGACUCUCCUCAGCCCUAUCUUGCGUCUCUUUACAAAGAUGACACACACACACACACACUAGCGUUAGUGCCAAGAGAAGGUGCGUCUGGCGGUGCAUCGAGACGUCCAGUGUCAGCGGAGGGCUGCCCGACGCCUCGCCUCCCGCCACGGACCUCAACCAACCUCACAUACGUCGACGGAGGAACUCUUUCACUCACAGUUUGCUUGGCGGGAGUAAUGGGACGAUUGUUGCUGCUUUCUCAGCUGCACGUGACGUGUGGAGCACGUGACGUGUGGAGCAUGUGACGUGUGGAGCACGUGACGUGUGGAGCAUGUGACGUGUGGAGCACGUGACGUGUGGAGCAUGUGACGUGUGGAGCAUGUGACGUGUGGAGCAUGUGACGUGUGGAGCAUGUGACGUGUGGAGCACGUGACGUGUGGAGCAUGUGACGUGUGGAGCAUGUGACGUGUGGAGCAUGUGACGUGUGGAGCAUGUGACGUGUGGAGCACGUGACGUGUGGAGCAUGUGACGUGUGGAGCACGUGACGUGUGGAGCAUGUGACGUGUGGAGCAUGUGACGUGUGGAGCACGUGACGUGUGGAGCAUGUGACGUGUGGAGCACGUGACGUGUGGAGCAUGUGACGUGUGGAGCACGUGACGUGUGGAGCAUGUGACGUGUGGAGCACGUGACGUGUGGAGCACGUGACGUGUGGAGCACGUGACGUGUGGAGCACGUGACGUGUGGAGCAUGUGACGUGUGGAGCACGUGACGUGUGGAGCAUGUGACGUGUGGAGCACGUGACGUGUGGAGCACGUGACGUGUGGAGCACGUGACGUGUGGAGCACGUGACGUGUGGAGCAUGUGACGUGUGGAGCAUGUGACGUGUGGAGCACGUGACGUGUGGAGCAUGUGACGUGUGGAGCACGUGACGUGUGGAGCAUGUGACGUGUGGAGCACGUGACGUGUGGAGCACGUGACGUGUGGAGCACGUGACGUGUGGAGCACGUGACGUGUGGAGCACGUGACGUGUGGAGCACGUGACGUGUGGAGCACGUGACGUGUGGAGCACGUGACGUGUGGAGCAUGUGACGUGUGGAGCACGUGACGUGUGGAGCACGUGACGUGUGGAGCAUGUGACGUGUGGAGCAUGUGACGUGUGCAGCCAGUAACAACAGCAGUAACACCAUAUUAACUCUCCGUGUGCUACUUGAGCAACAUUGCAACUAUACUUACAACAAUUAAUUCAGAUCAAUAUAACCUCAUUUGCAGAAGCUUCUCUAAUGUUAACACUCAUGUAUAGUCGAGAUAUUUAUAAGAAAGAGAUACACAACUGUGCCAUUACCUUCUGUGAACUCGAGUAGUUAGCGAUAUGUUUAAAAGUUUGUUAAUACACACUAAACUAUGUGAGGAUCGCUGAUGGAUCCUCACAUAUAUUCUGACAUAGAUCCGCUGUGGAUCAGUGAGGAUACACGAGGUCUCCUCUGAGUACUCAUUAUUUUCUUCUCCUAGGCUAUGGGUCCCAACACUUGCACCAGAGGUGGUACCCCUUUUAGGUAUGAAAAUUUAUAUAUAUAUAUAUAUAUAUAUAUAUAUAUAUAUAUAUAUAUAUAUAUAUAUAUAUAUAUAUAUAUAUAUAUAUAAGUUACACGAAGAUAAUUCUGCACAUCAGCUAAUUAUAGGGUUUACAAUCAAUAACAAUAACCUGCCUCACCUUAAUUUACUUAUGUUCAUAUAGCUUAAUCAACCAUAGUGUAGGGAACAUGAUGCUAAUUAAGUAACAACAUGUAGACCUAUGCUAUACCUGUUUGAGCUGAAGCCCAAGGUAUAAUACGUGUCAAGAGGUCACAGUAACUGACUGUAACAAAUAACUCGACGCAUACGCUUGUGAAAGUUAAGGGAGAAAGUUUUCCUGAGUUUUCCUGGGCCCUUAUCAAGUAGCUACUACAACUUGAUAAGGGUCCAGGGGUGGGGCCAAACUUUGCCAGGUUCCUCUUAGGUGUGCGCGUUGGGUUAUUUACAUAAUGUUCAUUUUGUAGCACGGAAUAGUUCACGUAGCUACGUACGUCUGGUGAAGGCAUUAUUCGAGGCAACUCAAUGUAGGGCAGGUUAGGUUACCAAGAUAGUAUGAAGUGCAAAUUAAAAAAUCCUGGCAUAUCACCUUUACAUGGACAUAUAGCUGUUAUUGCUUAAGUUCCAAAUUUCCUCCAUUAACUACGCCAACGUGAACUUCUACAAACGAAAAUAAAAACUUGUCUGACACACAUACAUAGGUGUCUACACUGGUGGGAGUGACUGUGGUUUCUCUAAUGUCCGCAGUGACCCGUGUACCAACACUUCAGUAUAACUCAAUAAAAACCUGUAGUUUGACAGUAUAACUGAGUGUGGAUCCUUCCUGCUAUGGUUCCUGAAGCAGCAGCCAUCUUCUCCUUUCCUUCCCCCCCCCAAUCUCUCCCUCCCUGUCCUCCCCAAGCUUAGGGAGGCGCGUCUUCCUUAACACCAACAACACAAGAAUUAACACAGUACGUCCAGAACAAACAUUAGGAUUGUGACUGAAAUGUAAUGUUUAUAUUUACUUAAUUAUACCAAAGAAACUGAU
Messenger RNA from Procambarus clarkii (red swamp crayfish), 3083 nucleotides. Lineage: Eukaryota; Metazoa; Arthropoda; Malacostraca; Decapoda; Cambaridae. The record is from RefSeq and is a predicted model, not a curated record.